Ostrinia furnacalis (Asian corn borer) is the source of this 3503-nucleotide messenger RNA. RefSeq names its product spidroin-1. The record is from RefSeq and is a predicted model, not a curated record. The transcript is spliced from 14 exons. Bases 1 to 3393 code for a protein of 1130 amino acids. Lineage: Eukaryota; Metazoa; Arthropoda; Insecta; Lepidoptera; Crambidae.
AUGAUCAACCUGAUUUAUUUAGGUUCCGUGCCAAAAUGGCUUUCUUUCAGAAAUAAAUUCAAAACCAGAUAUACCGUUACAGAUGUUUUUUCGAGAGUAGUCCCAUACAAUGAAUACAUACAACCACACCUAAUACCAGGAGGUCAAGACAUUGUGUACUGUACGAGGCCCGGCGAGCUGCACUAUGUGUGGGCGGUGGGCUACGAUUGUAUGGUCUGCGUGUGUAUGAAUGACUUGAGCGCGGUGUGCGCGAGCUGCGGCGGCUGCCAGAGACCUCCGCCGCCGCCUCCGCCGCCUCGGCCUACACCGCCGCCCCCAAGGCCAAUUCCACCGCCACCUCCGCCGCCGCCGCCACCUAUACCAAUACCGCCACUCCCGCCUUCAGUGACCUGCGCUCCACUGCCAUCCAACACACCCUUCCAGAACCCUCUGAACCCGUGCCAAAUCUGCGUCUGCCGGGAGACCUUCGACUUCUUCCAAGGAAGACCCGACGUCCAGAUCACGUGCCAGGACAACCCUGAAUGCGCACCGGCCCCAGAACCGAUACCAUUGCCUCUGUGCGAGCAGUUCCCUCUGGAAGUUCUGUUUCCUCACCCCAAUGACGUGUGCCAGUUGUGCAAAUGCAUCGCUCCCCUGGUCUUCGCCGUCGAACAAGUCAAACAGUUGAUCUGCUUCCCGAAUCCAUCAUGUGAACCGACCCCUGCACCUGUCCCUGUGCCGAUACCAGUGCCAGUGCCAGUGCCAGAGCCGUUACCGUGGCCCCCUGUACCCGAUGUGAACCCAAGCCCCUUGCCAGGACCUCCACCGCAUGAAUCUUGCCGCCCGUUCCCACCUAACCAACCGUUCCAGCAUCCAUGGGACGAGUGUCAGGUCUGCAUGUGCAGCGAGACCUACACGCUAAACAAAAUCAUCAUUGAGGUCAACUGCUACACGAAGAAGUCUUGCUGUAAUGAUGGUGGACUCCCUCCUCGACCAUUGCCACUGCCCUACUACCCCGGUGGAUCUGCCAGUGCUGACGCCCACGCGCACGCAUCAGCUAAUGCAAAUGGCGGAUACAGCCCAUACCAACCGGGAUACCUUGGAGGAGGUGGUGCUUCAGCUAUUGCAGACGCCAGCGCCAAUGCUAUUGCCAAUGGAGGAUACAGUCCAUAUCCAGGCUAUCCAGGAGGCGGUAGUGCUUCGGCUAUAGCAGAUGCCAGCGCGAAUGCUAUUGCAAAUGGAGGAUAUAGCCCAUACCAACCGGGAUACCUUGGAGGAGGUGGUGCUUCAGCUAUUGCAGACGCUAGCGCCAAUGCUAUUGCAAAUGGAGGAUACAGCCCAUACCAACCGGGAUACCUUGGAGGAGGUGGUGCUUCAGCUAUUGCAGACGCUAGCGCCAAUGCUAUUGCCAAUGGAGGAUACAGCCCAUAUCCAGGCUACCCAGGAGGCGGUGGCUCAUCAGCAAGUGCUGAUGCUAGCGCAAAUGCUAUUGCCAAUGGAGGAUACGGCCCAUAUCCAGGCUACCCAGGAGGCGGCAGUGCUUCGGCUAUUGCAGAUGCCAGCGCGAAUGCUAUUGCAAAUGGAGGAUAUAGCCCAUACCAACCGGGAUACCUUGGAGGAGGUGGUGCAUCAGCUAUUGCAGAUGCCAGUGCCAAUGCCAAUGCAGGUGGUGGUAACAUAGGAUACUACCCACUUCCUAGUUACCCAGGAAGCGGUGGCUCAUCAGCAAGUGCUGACGCUAGUGCAAAUGCUAUUGUCAAUGGAGGAUAUAGCCCAUACCAACCGGGAUACCUUGAGGGAGGUGGUGCUUCAGCUAAUGCAGACGCCAGCGCCAAUGCUAUUGCCAAUGGAGGAUACAGCCCAUAUCCAGGCUACCCAGGAGCCGGCAGUGCUUCGGCGAUUGCAGAUGCCAGCGCCAAUGCCAACAGUGGUAACAUAGGAUACUAUCCAUUGCCUGGUUAUCCAGGAGGCGGUGGUUCAUCAGCAAGUGCUGAUGCUAGCGCAAAUGCUAUUGCAAAUGGAGGAUAUAGCCCAUACCAGCCGGGAUACCUAGGAGGAGGUGGUGCAUCAGCUAUUGCAGAUGCCAGUGCCAAUGCCAAUGCAGGUGGUGGUAACAUAGGCUACUACCCACUUCCUGGUUACCCAGGAGGCGGUAGCUCUUCAGCCAGCGCAGAUGCAAGUGCAAAUGCUAUUGCUAAUGGAGGAUAUAGCCCAUACCAACCGGGUUACUUAGGGGGUGGUAGUGCUUCGGCUAUUGCAGAUGCUAGCGCCAAUGCCGGUGGUGGAGACAUAGGAUACUAUCCACUGCCUGGUUAUCCAGGAGGCGGUAGCUCUUCAGCAAGCGCAGACGCUAGUGCAAAUGCUAUAGCUAAUGGAGGGUACAGUCCAUACCAACCGGCUUACCCAGGAUAUUACCCAGACGUUGUCCCCGGAGGUGGCAGUGCGUCAGCCAUUGCCGAUGCCAGCGCGAACGCUAAUGCCAAUGGAGGAUACAGUCCAUAUCAACCAGCUUACCCCAGUUAUUAUCCCGAUGUAGUCCCAGGCGGCGGCAGUGCUUCAGCGAUAGCGGAUGCCAGCGCAAAUGCUAAUGCCAAUGGCGGCAAUAUCGGAUACUACCCAUUACCUGGUUACCCAGGAAGUAACAGCGCCUCAGCUAAUGCGGAAGCUAGCGCUAACGCUGCAGUUGACGGAGGAUACCCAUAUCAACCGGGCUACACCACAUACCAACCGGGUUACACCACAUACCAACCGGGCUACACCACAUACAACCCAGACGUAGUCCCAAGCUACCCAGGUUCAAUCGGCUCAGCAUCUGCUUCAGCUGAAGCUAAUGCUUUGGCCAAUGCGGGAUCAGGUUAUAGUCCUUACCAACCAGGUUAUGGACCAAGUUAUGGAGGUGGUUCCGCAUCAGCUGAUGCCAGUGCUCUUGCUAACUCAUAUGGCGGGGGAUCAGCGUCAGCAGACGCUUUAGCGAAUGCAAACGCUGGAUCAACAGCGUUGACUCCUUACCAACCAGCCUAUGGCCCAAGUUAUGGGGGAUUAGGAGGUAGCUCAGCGUCAGCCGAUGCUUCAGCAAACGCAAACUCGGGAGGAUACAGCCCAUAUGUUGUCGGGAGUUUACCAGGAUCAGGAUCAAGUGUGGCGGAGGCUGAAGCUGAUGCGGUAGCAAAUGCUGGCGGUGGAGGCCCAUUCGGAAGCCUUUACCCAGCGAGACCAAAUCCAGCUCAAGGGCUCUACGGAGGAUCUUCAGCUAGCGCUCACGCAUCAGCAAUCGCGAAAUCUGCUGACGAUGCCGAGGGCGAAGAAGUAGAAGAACAGAAGGUGGUAGAAAAAAGAGUAGAACAGAAGAAAGUAGAAGAUAAAGUGGAAGUAGAAGAUCAACCGGCAGAAUCAGAGGCAGAGAAGAAGAAAUGAAUUAAAUGUUAGAUUUUAAAAUAUACGACGACUUAUACAAAACGACACGGAUUGAAAACGGACCUUUCGAGAUUUAUUUAUAUACAGUAACAGUGUGAUAAGCAAAAGAU